Clupea harengus (Atlantic herring) is the source of this 1584-nucleotide messenger RNA. It is a transcript of the gene castor2, whose product is annotated as cytosolic arginine sensor for mTORC1 subunit 2. The record is from RefSeq and is a predicted model, not a curated record. Gene Ontology annotation, biological process: negative regulation of TORC1 signaling. Lineage: Eukaryota; Metazoa; Chordata; Actinopteri; Clupeiformes; Clupeidae.
UCACUGUUACCAGCUGCUGGACCGUUCCAAUCUCUGUCGGAGUGGAAACACGGGGGCCGACAGAACUCUCUUUUCUCCCUUCCCGUUUACCUCAUUGUGCUUUUUCAUUUCACCCUGCUUUUCUCCGUCUCCCUUUCCUUUAGUGGGUAACUUUUCCUUUGCACUGCCUUUCUAUCUACGUUUCAGGGUUUUCCUAGCUUCGCUUAUUCGAGCACCAUUAUUUAUUUAUUUAUUUAUUUAUUCAUUCAUUUUAAAAUAGGACAAUACAUUUAUAUAUUGUACAUGUUCCACAAAUGAGAAGACGCAAAAGAUGGAGUUGCACAUUUUAGAACAUAGCUUGAAAGUAGCCAGUAUAGCUAAAGAGGGCAUCCAGAUUUGCACCCACGGAUUAAUCAAACUCGCCUUCCUGCCCUCUAAAACAAGGUGUAAAUUUUUUAGUCUUACAGAAACUCCAGAGGAUUAUACCAUAAUUGUUGAUGAAGAGGGCUUCAAAGAGCUACCACAGUCGGAGUACCUUAGUGUUGCAGAGGCUACAUGGUUGGCUCUCAAUGUGGUAUCUGGAGGUGGCAGUGCCACUAGCUCUCAGCCAAUUGGAGUGACUAAAAUUGCCAAGUCAGUGAUUGCCCCUUUGGCGGACCACAACAUCUCUGUGUUCAUGUUGUCUACCUAUCAGACGGACUUCAUACUGGUGCGGGAGAGAGAUUUACCCAUGGUCAUGCACACUUUAUCCUCUGAGUUCACCCUCCUACGGGUUGUGAAUGGAGAGACGGUAGCCGCCAACAGCACAGGGGUCACAAAUGGUUUUGUCAAGCCAAAACUUGUCCCCCGGCCCAUCAUUCACCCCCUAUCCAGCCCUAGUAACAUGUUUUGCGUGACGAGCCUGGACCCUGACACACUGCCCUCUGUGGCCACCCUCCUCAUGGACGUCAUGUUUUACUCUAGCGGAGUGAAAGAGUCAGGAGCAUCUGGUGACGAUUCUGGACACAUCCGGUUCUUCUCGUUCUCGCUUAUAGAGGGCUAUAUUUCUCUCGUCAUGGAUGAGCAGACUACUCGAAGGUUUCCCAAUAAUGUCCUUUUUACCAGUGCUUCGGGAGAGCUUUGGAAAAUGGUCCGCAUCGGAGGUCAACCAUUAGGAUUUGAUGAAUGUGGUAUAGUUGCGCAGAUAUCUGAACCUUUGGCUACCGCUGACAUUCCAGCCUACUACAUUAGUACCUUCAAGUUUGACCAUGCCCUUGUCCCAGAAGAGAACAUCCAGAGUGUGAUUGGAGCCUUGAGGACCAAUGAGAGAGCGGGACACUGAAGGUCAUGCAAAUGGAUGACAGUGUCUUGUCCUUUCUGUCAUAUUGAUUUCUUAUUAUCUCAAACUCUUAAAAGUGCCAAGAGCUUACCAGUGGUCUGCUGUGGGUGGGGUAGGGUGGGGAGAGGGAUCAGAGCAAAUAAACCUUGGAAGGGUUUUUUUUUUUUUUUUUUUUGUUCUGGGAGGGUAAUGGUGGGCGUAGCGUGUUUGGCUGUAGUUCCGCAAUCAGCAGUGAGCCCUCCCUGUUCUGCUUACAGUUACUGUGCCAAUAUCCACUCCACUCGGCC